GCAAAUGUACGCGCUACAACUCGUCGAGAGCAUCUUGCACUAGACCACCGGGUUGAGCCACAGCUAUACAGAAGCUCACAGAUGUCCGACAAGCUGCCAUCCGCAAGUCCAACUUCCGCUAAUGCCAGCCCUCGCGGAACUUUGACAGAUGUUCUGACGAAACUUGUGCACGGCUCUGCGCCGUUUAUAUCUACAUUUUUGCUCAUCCAUCUCUCUGCCUCUGCCCUGGCGAGUCUCGGAGGCUCUUCUCUAUCCUCGCAAGUCAUGGUAAGCACCUCUAACCCGUCCGAAUUCCUACGGCCAAUAACAUGCAUUCAGAUAUUAGGACGAGAAUACUACCAGACCUCGUUCGGGGAGACGUAUCUUCUAUAUACUCCCUUGAUGAUUCACUCGACGUCCGGCCUCGCCAAACGCUUGCUCGCACCGCGGACCGCUCGCAAGUUGAGCAGCCUCUUCGCGCUCGCGGGCUAUUCCAGCAUGUUUUUCCUCCUCCCGAUCCACUACCUCGCCCACCGCGAGUACCCCGCAGACCCGUCACCGCCGAUCUAUUCCUUCGGCCCCUCAGAACUCGACUUCGAGUACGUCAAAUACGGGCUGCAAGCCUGGCCAUGGCGGAGCUGGCUUCUGUACACCGGGCUCGUUGCCGCCGUCGCUUGGCAUGCCACCGAGGGCAUGCAGAUUAUCUGGAACACGUACUUCAGGGAAAAGCUUGGCGGGUGGAGGAGCACUUCUAAGUCUCACUUACUGAAUGCCGCCGUUAUCGUCGUGCCAGUCUUGGCUGGCAUCUUUGUCAUGGCAAGGGAGCCUUCGUUCGCAUCCUCGUCUUUCAUCCCACGUUAUGAGGCUGCUCUUCGUCAGUGCUGGGUGUACCGGGUUUAGCCACAGCUACUGUUCUUGUUCGCUCCUGCUAAUUCUCGUAUGCUCCGAACUAAGGUCUUUGUUGCCACUAGAUUCGUAUAUUUACUACUAGACAACAGUGCCAUGCGCCUCAUUGGAACAGAAUUCAGAUUCUCCUGUCAAUCCUUCGGGCCUACUCAAUAGCGUAAGUUCUGUCCCUUCUUCAUCCGCCGCAGUUGCCGAGUUUGCCCCGGCAAAUGACAGUUCCCCUCCAGCGACUACAGUGCCAUCAAGGCCCCACUCAGUGAUCCCGUGCAGCUGUGCAUCGCGAUCAUGAAGAUUGAGGAUACAUCUUGACAUCAUGGUUACAGAGAUGCUAUUGUUGAUUAAUUAGACUUCUACACUUGCGACGUCAGCGCAAGAUGGUACACACCUGCUGGCAAGCGUGGAUAGAAUGCCUUUCAGAACGGGCUAUCUCGGGAGUGCAAAUACUGAGCUUGCUGUUGAACACGAUGGACUGGAGGUGAACACAUACCGACAACGUCUUCAGCGGUUGUCAGCAACAUCGUACUAUACUUGCGGAGAACGAAAAGCUCACAUAGAAAGUUAGUACGUUAGCACACUGGGCACAUGCCAUGACGCUGCGAGAUAAUAUGAGAUACGAUGGUGUCGCCAGUGUUUGCACAACGAGACUUACGCAAAAUACAACACUCCUGUGUAAGAUUGCGAUAGGUGUGAUCUGCACGUUGAAUGGAGACUAAGCACGUACCGUCGCGGUAUAUAAUUCCCACCAGGCUACUUCGUCCUGCAGCCGCAAGCUGAGAGCGCUCCUUGAAUGCUUUAACCAGAGUCAACAGAACUAUCAAGAGGUCGUAGGCAAACAGCGCUUCCCAUGCAGCGGCAAGACCUUUUGUCAGAGGUUCAGC
Molecule: messenger RNA, 1763 nt
Organism: Phanerochaete carnosa HHB-10118-sp
Lineage: Eukaryota; Fungi; Basidiomycota; Agaricomycetes; Polyporales; Phanerochaetaceae
Exons: 1
Coding region: 82-879 (265 amino acids)
Biological process (GO): lipid homeostasis
Cellular component (GO): membrane
Source: RefSeq, a predicted model, not a curated record